Etheostoma spectabile (orangethroat darter) is the source of this 2448-nucleotide messenger RNA. Its product is annotated as odorant receptor 131-2. NCBI's taxonomy places the organism in Eukaryota, Metazoa, Chordata, Actinopteri, Perciformes, Percidae. Gene Ontology annotation, molecular function: olfactory receptor activity; G protein-coupled receptor activity; odorant binding. Gene Ontology annotation, biological process: detection of chemical stimulus involved in sensory perception of smell; G protein-coupled receptor signaling pathway. The coding region runs from base 208 to 1296 and encodes 362 amino acids. Gene Ontology annotation, cellular component: membrane. The record is from RefSeq and is a predicted model, not a curated record. The transcript has 2 exons.
AGAGAGAGAGAGAGAGAGAAUAGAGAGAGAGCGUGAAAGAGUGAGUGUGCGGUUGAUCUUAUUGAGUCAGUCUUCAGUGAGACAGCAGUGAGUGAGUGAGGACCAUGCGGCGGACAAACUCUCUUCCCCAUCAACUCCACUGCUAUCAUCAUCAUCAUCAUCGUUACAAUUAUCCAAUUAAUCCAACCGAACCGAAGACGAGAAAUAAUGUCAGCAAACAACAGCACGGUGUCGACAACACGGGUGAGGGACUUCACUUGCGUGCGUUUUUACGUGUCCACCGUGUCCUUCUCGGUGCUCCUCUUCUUCAACCUUAUCAUCAACUGGACCAUAGCUCGCGUGGAGCAGCUCCGGAAUCAGGCCCGCUUUGUGUUGAUUUUCCACCUGCUGGUAUCCGCCCUGGUUCACCUGGGGAUGAGCAGUGUCUUCUACUACCAGAUCCACCUGGACGCACAGCCGGUCCGCUCCGCCUGCCUGGCCAUGAUCACCAUUUUGAUCAGCAGCGCCUCAAACAUCCUCCUGACGCUCACGGUGAUGGCUCUGGACCGCUACUGCGCAGUGUGCCACCCGAUGCGCUACACCUCCACCUGCACCGCGGGUCGCUGGCCCUGGCUACUGGGGGCGUUCACAUGGCUCGUGGCUUUGAUUAUUCCCAUCAGUCUGCUCCUCCUCCAACCGGAUUCUGAGGAUACCGGCUAUAACGGUAUGUGUGGCCGGGAGCAGUUGAGAAAAGGCCAGCUGCAGAAGGUGUUGUUCAUAGCUUUGUGCGCGCUGCUCAUACUGUACAGUUACGCGAGGAUACUGAUGGAGGGGCGACGUUUAGGGGUGCUGAAUCGGCGCAACAGGACCGGGUGCAGGACAAUCGCCUUGCACGGCAGUCAGCUGGCAGUUUACAUCCUUCCUAACUUUGUAAACUUCGUCCUCACGGUGUUGAUCAACCGGAAGCUCAUUCAGCCAGAGACUAAAGAGCUGGCAGCCGUGGUCAUCUUUGCUUUCUUCAGCUUAGCGCAAUGUGUUGCGCCUGUUGUUUACGGCUUGCGUAAAGAGGAACUUAUGGAGCAGUUGAGUCACAGGUUCCCCUGCUGUUCUCGAUACCUGAAGAGUGUCCUCGGCUGGACUGUGCACGCCAACUGGCCACACGCACAACACAUAGCACGGGAGCGAGCACUUACAGCACAGACGAUCAUCUCCCUACAGGUCCCGCAAGUCCCAGAGCAGGAGGAAACAGGGCCAAUGUCAGUCAGGAGUUCCUCAAAUGAUUUAGACUCAUGUCCAGGUGAUCCAGACAAUGCCUGAUGGGAAAAGGCAGGUACAUAUCAGGAUCCUGACCAUCACAGGAAUAUAUGGAAAAAGGGGCUCAGCACAGGCCUAAAGGGAACUAAGGAAGUGUCCUGUGAGGUUGUUUACCUCACCAAAGAAUGUGCAUCAUUGUCACACCAGCACAAGACACCAGCACGUUGCACUUGACCUUUUGUCAGGAGUACACCCAUGCUGAUUGGCAUUGAAGCUGCUCAGUGGUCAGCAGCAAAAGACAGCAUGGCUUUAGAAUCAGUGGUCAGUUUGCUUAAUGUGCAUUUUUCCCAGCCGGUCCAAAGAUUUAAGCCUCAAGUCUUCCGGCCACAAGCCAACUUCUCUGUCCCUAAGGUCACAAACAGUUCUGCACCUCCAUUUGGGAUUUAACUGAUUGGGAUGGAGGAUUUACUUUGAACUGAUCACUAGUGAAUGGUGUUUCCUGUGGUUCUCAAUCUUGUGGAUAUUAAAAAAAUGUGAAUUUAAUGGCCAGUUGAAUGUUUCCAGCACCCUUUAAAUCAAGAGAGGGGAGGUCACACAACGUUGCAACCUUUAUAGAACGUUACACAAACGUUCUUUUUUUACAUUUCCCUAACCUUUAAAAAACUUUAACAACCAUGAUACCAAUUGUAUUAUUAGCAGGAAUUAAUGAAGAGGCAGACUUGAUGGGAUUUAAAACUUUAAUAUACAAUAUAAAAAAUUACAAAACAUAUACAAUUAUCAUUAGUUUUAUUGGCAAUAUAGACAAUAGUGUAGUGUGCAAGAUACAUAAUGGAAUGAUAAAGUACCGUAUUUUAACAUGUAUGUAACACUGGAGUAUAGUCACAUUCAUACGGUAGGUGUCCGUUGUGUUAACGGUAACACAUUAACAGUUAUUCAACUAGCUAUACGAUAGCACACAGAACAACCACCAGGGCGUGGAUUAGUAAAUACAGUUGAAAAGCCACUCAGUCCCGGUGUUACACCCCUACAGUUCCACACCAACUGGUUUCCGUGUGUUGUAUUUACCUAACAGCUCCGUUUUGGUCUGCCUCUGUCAUUUGAUUCGUUACACAAUCCCGAACAUAUUCCUGGCAAUUUUCAAAUCGUUUCCCAGAUCUACUGCCGCAAAAAUGUUUGUUUAAGUAAGCACCACAUCACAGCCACCUACAAAAAAAA